CGGAAGGCCCCUCGCUUUGUAUUUAACGGAAAUCAUUUCAAAAGAGGAGAGUAGAGGUAAUAAAUGCCAUCUCAAUCCAUUUUCUCAAGUGUGCUCUUAGAGAUCACCGUCGCCAUGAAAGUCCCUUCUUAAGACCGAAAAAUCAACGAAAUUUACUACAAGUCACGCAGGUGUAAAGAAUCCGAGAUCUAACUCUCGCAGAGGUCCAUAAAUAAUCUAGCUUGAUGUAUGUUGAAACUGCCAUGCAGUGAAGAAAUGCUGCGUAACACAGACCCUAAGGAGACGGCUUUGGAACAAAUUAACCAGUUCCUCCAAGAGACUACUGCGCAUGGCUUUGGGCGACUAGGCGCGACCGCUGGCUCAAAAUGGCGACUCUACUGGGUGAUGUUUUGUCUUGCGGCUUACUGCGUGUUUGUGUGGCAAUUGGUGGGCCUUGUCAAUCAAUACAACAGCAAACCAAUCAAGACAAGAAUGCAGCUGAAACAUGCCCAGAAACUCGAUUUUCCGGUAGUGACCAUAUGCAACAUGAACGUACUGCGAGCGAGCCGGUUGCCCCCCAAACUGCGGACAAAAUUCGAUCAAAUCAUCAACAAUACAAAAAAAACAAGUCCGAGAAAUUCCAGCAAUUCAAGAAAUGCGUUCGUUGAUCCCCAAGAUCUUUCCUUCGAAGAAACGAAAAAGUUUGAAAUUUUACACGCCGUGACGGCUCAUGAUGACUACAGGGAACUCGUGUCCGCUGCACAUCAACUUGAAGACAUACUUCUCUCGUGUAAUUUCAAUGGUGUAAAUUGCAGAAAUUCCAACGACCCAACUAUACCAACAUCUUGGACACAAACCUGGAACGAUAAUUUUGGAAACUGUUACAUGUUUAACUCUGUUAAAACACACAAUGGCGAAAAGGUUGAUCUGUAUUCGUCAUCCGUACCAGGAGAGUUACAUGGGCUGACUCUGCAACUGAACAUCGAACAAAACGAGUAUUUGGAAGGAAUUUCUGAGGUUGCUGGGAUGAAGGUGACCAUCAGUGAUCAAGGAGUCUUACCCUUCCCCGGACAACAGGGCAUUAGAAUCAUGCCCGGUCAAUCUACUGGAAUACAAAUGACAAAGUUACAGACAAGGCGUAUCGACCCAUUCAAGAAUAGGAGUUGUGAAAGCAGUAACGAAAUGUCUGACAAGAACUUGUUUUUCGGCUACAACAUGACAUAUUCAAUAAUGGCGUGCAAGUACUCUUGUCUGAACGCGAGAAAAAUUGAGAGGUGUGGCUGUACAAAUUACAACACCCCUGAGAUGCAGAAACGGAAUAUCCCCUUAUGCAACAGGCUAAAUAGCACAAUAAUUGAUUGUCUGAACAAAGCUUACGACACAUUCGAAGACGGCUCCUGUGAACGGGAGUGCCCACCAUCCUGUUCGGAAGUAUCUUUUGACUUGACCGUAUCAUCCGCGAGAUGGCCAGCGAGGUCAUACGAGAAAACAAAGUUAAAGACCCUACAGACGGAAUAUGGUAUCAACAUGACAAAGGAAGAAAUGUUUGAGAACAUUGCACAAGUCCAUGUGUACUACGGGGAGCUUGACUACUUACUAGUUCAGGAGACGUUAGCAUACACGUUCAUGAGCCUGCUAUCGGAUAUCGGGGGUCAGAUGGGGAUGUGGAUUGGAAUCUCGGCUUUAACAUGCGCAGAGCUGAUCGAACUCGUCUGUGUCAUCCUGGCGAACAUGAGUAACAGAUCUAAGAAAAUAGUACACAUUAAUAGUUUUCGACCUGAAAAGUUGGGAGGAGUCGAGACAAUAGAAAAAGGAGGAGAAAACAAUAGAACAGGAGGUGCAAGGGGGAGUAGGAACAAUAGAACAAUAGAACAGGAGGUGCAAGGAGGAGUAGGAACAAUAGAACAAUAGAACAGGAGGUGCAAGGAGGAGUGAGGAGCAAUAGAACAAUAGAAUGGGAGAUGCAAGUUAAAUCUAGUCUCAUAAUGACGGUUAUGUCGCAUAAGCGUCAAUAUGAGGCUUUGUUUUCGAUAAUACCGAAAAUUAUUGUUUACGAAAGGAUUAAUAUAUAGAUUUAAGCACUACCUAAAAGCGUAGCUCCAAACAACAAAAUUUUUGCUUAUUUUCGCUUAAUAAUUUAAAAAAUAUUAAAUAUUAUUAUUAUUAUUUCUGUUUUUGACGAAGUCAACGAUUUCACAGAUCCCGCGACAAACUUGUUAUAACCCCUUCCAACAACAUCUACAAAUUUAGUUGUCAUACGAUGUUUCGGCGAUGAUGUCACAUGAAUGAAGUCGCGUGACCAGCUCACUGCACCCAACUUGAAACAUUCAUCACACCUACCGAGUUUUGUUGUCACACAAUGUUUCUUCAAUGAAAACUAAAUAUUUUAAAUUUGAUGACGUCAGCAUUUUUUGGCUUUAAGUUACGCCAUUGAUGACGUCAAAAUCACAUGACUAUAUUGGUGCACCCCUUGACCCCUUAUGACACAUACCAAGAUUGGUUGAUAUAUGAUGUUUUAUUCAUGAUAUAAGGAUAUUUUUGUUCUUAAUAAAAUCGGAAUAGUUAGUUAGUGACGUCCUCGAAAACGUCACAAAUCAUCUGACCAUAUUUUUGCACCCCCUGUGACACAAUCAUGGCACCUGCCGAGUUUGGUUGCCAUAUGGUGUUUCCUCGUGAAAUAUAAAUAUUUUUUAUUUUGACGUAAGCAAAUUUUUGCUUCUAUUGACGUCAACGAUGAUGUCACCAAUCUCACGUGACCACAGUUUUGCACUUCCCUUGACACAUACAUGACAACUGCCAAGUUUGGUUGUCAUACGAUGCUUUUUAGGGACGGAUGAAAGGACGGACAUCGAGUCACGAAAACUCGAGUCGGUGGGUUACCAAUAUUUGUUACCAUAUUUGUUUUAUACACCACUUUUUCUUAGGUAUGGAGCUCCGCUAUCAUUAGUUUCAAUAACAAUAGACGCGUGAAACAUUUUGAGGUUAUUAAGUAUAUCACAUAUAUCCAGGAAAGAAAACGUAUAUCACAUCCCCAAAAAAUGUCUUCAUAAAAAAAAAAAGUGUAACUUAUCUUUACUAUUCUAAUACGACCCUAUAGGGUAUACGCUAUUUAAAUGAACUCUGUGUAGCUCUAAGUAGGCAGGCCCAAACACCACAGUCAAUAAAUUGCUUGGAUGAUCACU
Molecule: messenger RNA, 3161 nt
Organism: Nematostella vectensis (starlet sea anemone)
Lineage: Eukaryota; Metazoa; Cnidaria; Anthozoa; Actiniaria; Edwardsiidae
Product: amiloride-sensitive sodium channel subunit gamma
Exons: 13
Coding region: 229-1890 (553 amino acids)
Biological process (GO): sodium ion transmembrane transport
Cellular component (GO): membrane
Molecular function (GO): ligand-gated sodium channel activity
Source: RefSeq, a predicted model, not a curated record